Messenger RNA from Aspergillus bombycis, 1311 nucleotides. RefSeq names its product SPFH domain-containing protein. Lineage: Eukaryota; Fungi; Ascomycota; Eurotiomycetes; Eurotiales; Aspergillaceae. Gene Ontology annotation, cellular component: membrane. The coding region runs from base 1 to 1311 and encodes 436 amino acids. The transcript has 2 exons. The record is from RefSeq and is a predicted model, not a curated record.
AUGGAUGUGGCAUCUAGGCAGUCGUCGAGACUGCUUCGGUCCUCCCCGAACGCCGUCACGUCCCGUUUACUCCAGAACCCUCGCCUUCCUACCUCCGCACUCACAGCUACGAACAACUUGAAUGGCGUUCGGCGACGAAAUGUUUCUUCUUCGCCCCGGCGUCUCGCGCCCGAAUCACUGCUGAACUUUGGGGCUGGGUCGCAACCUGGGGGACCCCCUACCUACUUCUCCAAUCGCUCGGCGCUCCCAUUGAACACGGUUAUCCGAUUCGUCCCUCAACAGACAGCAUGGAUCGUGGAGCGGAUGGGAAAGUUUCACCGCAUCUUGGAGCCCGGUCUUGCGAUUCUAAUUCCUUUCAUUGACCGGAUUGCCUAUGUCAAGAGCUUGAAGGAAUCGGCCAUCGAGAUCCCGAGUCAGAAUGCUAUUACCGCGGAUAACGUCACACUAGAGCUGGAUGGUGUGCUGUAUACGAGAGUGUUCGACGCGUACAAGGCGAGCUACGGUGUGGAGGAUGCGGAAUAUGCCAUCUCCCAACUUGCACAGACGACGAUGCGCUCGGAGAUCGGUCAGCUUACACUCGACCACGUGCUGAAAGAGCGCGCGACGUUAAAUACCAACAUCACGCAGGCUAUCAACGAGGCGGCACAAGACUGGGGAGUUGUCUGUCUUCGUUAUGAAAUUCGAGAUAUCCAUGCACCGGAGGGCGUUGUCGCAGCCAUGCAUCGCCAGGUUACAGCUGAGCGGUCGAAGCGGGCGGAGAUCCUCGACUCCGAGGGUCAACGGCAGAGUGCGAUCAACAUCGCUGAAGGUCGGAAGCAAUCCGUGAUCUUGGCUUCGGAGGCUAUGCGACAAGAGCAGAUUAACCGUGCCGCUGGUGAGGCUGAAGCAAUCUUGCUGAAGGCACAGGCUACUGCGAAGGGUAUCGAUGCUGUCGCUCAGUCUAUCGCGGCUGAUCAGGAGAAUGCCAAUGGAGCUCUUAGCCUGCGUGUGGCAGAGAAGUAUGUCGAUGCUUUCUCCAACCUGGCUAAGGAGGGCACUGCAGUUGUCGUUCCCGGAAACGUCGGGGAUAUGAGUGGAAUGGUUGCGAGUGCCAUGGCUAUCUACAAGAAGGUCAACGAGGGCCAAGCGCACAACAUUGCGGCGAAGACCCUGGGAGUGGAGGCCAUUCAGGACCAGGCUUCCCACAACACCUCAGACAAAGCGUCUGAACUGGGCCAUGAGGUAAAACCGGAAGUCGAAGAGAACGCCCAUGAAAAUGUCGCAGACGAGGUGCUGGGUGGCUUCAAUGAGGCUAGCCAGCAGAAGAGAUAA